AUGGCCUCCUUUGAAAUCACGGAACAAGUUAAGGAACAUCACUUCCUCUCAGAGCAGCGUGCUCAGGAUGAAUGGGGAGAGGCUAUACUUGUAAGUGGCCGUGUUGUCACAGAUCUGCAUUAUGGUCCUGACUCACUUGGAAUACCUAAUGUUACAGAGCCCCAGAGGACAGAAAGUCCUCUUACAAGUAUAAAUUUUGAACCCCCUGAUGGUGGCCCUGUAAAUAAAGGCAAAUGGCAAGGUGGGAGCAUAAUCAAUAAGAUACAGUGGACUCCACAAAAGCAAAAUCAAACUCCAGUAAAUAUCAUGUAAGGCAGGGGUAGGAAAACCUUCAGCACUCCAGAUGUUGUGGACUACAUCCCCCAUAAUACUCUUACACCCAUAAUCCUGAUGACAAAGCAUCAUGGGUGGUGUAGUCCAAGACAUCUGGAAUGCCAAAGGUUGCCUAUGCCUGAUGUAGGGCAUAGUUCUGAAGGGAAACACUUAUUUGAAUAAAUGUUUUCAUGUUUACAGUUUUACCAAAUAUUUUAUAAGAUAAUAUUGUGUAACUAUGUGAUCCCAUAGCUCCAGGCAUUUUAAAUGUAAGUACAGUUUAUAAAUCUAAAUAAAUUAUUCAGUAUUAAAACAAGUUUGCAAUUUGCUGAAAUUAAUAUUAACAAGCAAAUUCUAAAGAGAGAGAAAAUUCCGUAAACCCCCAACAGAGCCAGUGUCCUAUCUGUUAGGGGUUUACAGGGUACCCCUCUUUUUCACUGUUGCGCUCUCCCAGUGGUCAGCCAGAUAGCUUGGAGAAUGCACUUACUCAUCACUUUGUGCAAUGCUUCUUAUAGAAAGAUUCAAUGCUUGUCUAUGAGAAGUACUGCUGGCUAAUCUUGGAAAUUGCUUCUCUACGAGUAUGUGUACAGAUGUCUUCUCUGGGCCCUGGUGAGUUUGGCUCCAGAAAAUUGUCCCUGCAGACCUGCCUUCUAAAUUUCAUGGUAGGUACCAGCUCUACUAGCACGGCCAAGAACACGGCCAAGAACACGGCCAAGAACAGCUUCAUGGCGCCUGCAAGAGCUGCGGGCGUUGAUGAGCCUGCUACACUGCCAGUAGUUCUGCAUCUGAGUGAAGCAUUCGUUUAG
Molecule: messenger RNA, 1118 nt
Organism: Pelobates cultripes (western spadefoot toad)
Lineage: Eukaryota; Metazoa; Chordata; Amphibia; Anura; Pelobatidae
Source: the annotation of a GenBank genome assembly